CUUGAAGUCAAAGUUCGUGACGUCAGACAAUCCUAAUUGACGAAAAUGGUAACCAACAUUACAUUGAUUCUAACGCUGAUGACCUUGGCCUCGGUGACGGCGCAGACGUUCCAGUACUCCCGCGGAUGGACGAAUGGAAAACGAGACGGUCACAAGCGCGACGAACUGAGAGACGAGGUCUUGGAGAGAAUCCUGACUCCGUGCCAACUGGACAAACUCAAAUACGUGCUUGAAGGGAAACCUCUGAAUGAUAGGCUGUUCGUGCCGUGUGAUUACAUCGAAGAAGAAGUCAAUCAGCCUAAGAGGUACAAAGGGGAACGCAACCAUGAACUAUUCGAUGUUUUUCAAUAAAAAAAUUAAAAUGAAAAAAAAAUUACAAAAAAUAACACGUGCCAAAACAUUUUAAAACGAGAUUAUGUAAUGAAAAUUUGAUUCUUAAUACGUUAUUUAAUUGUAAGUUUUGAUGUAAAGAUUUUUAAUAUAGAGCAAUGCACGUCUCGGCUGGAUUCGUGCAUUGUUUGAUGAUUGAAUUAUAAUCAAAUAAAAGUAACUCAUUUUAUUUACGUGGGAUG
This is a messenger RNA of Bombyx mandarina (wild silkworm), 572 nucleotides long. RefSeq names its product corazonin (gene Crz). Gene Ontology annotation, molecular function: corazonin receptor binding. Gene Ontology annotation, biological process: positive regulation of heart contraction. NCBI's taxonomy places the organism in Eukaryota, Metazoa, Arthropoda, Insecta, Lepidoptera, Bombycidae. The record is from RefSeq and is a predicted model, not a curated record.